CCCAUCGGUCAACUCUUCAUCCCCAAAUCCCUUCUUCACAGAAAACCCAAAUUCAAACAUAUAGCAAUGCCUCCUUCUCUCUCUCUCUCUCUCUCGGCGGCGAUCCAGCCGCCUCCGCCUCUUCCUCGCGGCCUCUCUAGCGAAUCGCCGCUCCUCUGCGUCACCGGAGCGUCGCCGGCUCUGCCUCCUCUUCGAUCCCUCCUAAGUCAAAAUCCCUAAGUUGAAGGGCAGCAGCCGCGUCUUUCUUCUCCGGCGAAAACUGCCGCUAUCUCAACGGUUUUCAGAGUUCCACUGGCGUGCUGGCUCUUCGCGCCGUGAGCAGUAGCUCCUCCCGCCGCUGUCCCUCGUCGUACGCCGCUGCUCUGCACCGAGCUCUCCUUCCGGCAAGCAGCGCUCUCCACGGCUCUCUCUCGAUCUUUCCUCGACGGCGUCGACACCAGCCGCCGUCUCAUUCUGCUGUUCCGGCAGCGCCUCCGUUCCUGCCAGGUCUCCCGGAGCUCGUUGCUGCCCGUACGUCGCCGAUCAGCUCCGCCUAACCAAAGCUAAGCCCUUCUCCCCUAACCCCUUUUCUUGUUCUGUUAAGUAUUUACAUUCCUUGGGGCAGUGGCUAUGAGAAGAUUCUUCUUGACUAUUGGUGUUGUUUAAGCUUUGAUAUUGUGGGGAUUGAUUAUUGUAUCUAUUCAUUAGAAUUCAUGGUAGAAGCAAUUUAUUGUGGUUCUGGGCAAAAAUUAUGCUAAGUCUUGUGGUAAAUCCUAUGAUUCAAUGUCCUUGCAUACUCAUCCUACUUACUGAUCUUAGAAUGGCACUUACUUUACUAAGUCCUUGGACUAUUCUGUGGCUGGUCUACAUGAUGGAAUGGAGAGGGUGUUGAGGGGAUUACCUAGCCUUGAUGAUUCCUCUCAGAUGGGGACCGAUGUCCUGCCUCAAAACUCCUCCUCGCUCCUCCUCCACUCCUUCCUUGCUAUGCUCCUUGAGUUAUUUGGUGAAAUUUAUGGUGUAGAAAAUGAGGGGAGGAGAAAGGGAGAUGAGGCUGCUUAUAUAGGCCUCUCGUGUUGGAAACUUGGGGACAAAGACUCCCAUAUUUGGCUGCCAGCUCCAUCUCUUUCUUGGCAUCAUAUUUCUUUACUUAAUUGAGCAAGUCUUGGGGGCAAAGACUCCUAUUUUUGGGGCUUCCAGCUUAUCUCUUUUCAGCCUUGAUACAUGGCUGUCAUUUCGAUUCUUGUGGGGUUUAAAUCGAGAAGAAAGAGAAGAGAGGAGGGAUGAUAUAUCUUACUACUAAUUCUAGCUAUUAAUCAAGUCUUAGAGCUUCAAAACUUUAGAGUAGUAAGCUGUAGCUUCAAAUUCUUGUAAUAAGGAAGGCCCACAGUAAAAUCAUACUUUACACAUGGACAUUUUCACAUAAUAUGAAUCUUUUUUCGUUUUUCCUCUUCCAAUAAUUGUAGUUUACAAACUUAAAUUUCCUUGCAUCUUAAUUUCAAUCGUCUUUUCGUCCAUAUUUUUUUUAUAUUCUAAAACUAGCGCACGAAAACUCGGGGUGUUACAAAACCAAUUCGGCCGCCAGAACGUCGAUGACAGAGUUUUAUAUGGUGUGAUGCGCAAGGCGCGGAAGAAGGCUACACUUGGGAUUCUGGACAACCUACCAAUGCCACCUGAUAGCUACCCACUCAGCUAGGAAUUUGUCCAUCUGCCACAUACCAGAAGCCUUCGUGCGUAACAACAUCAUUGUGACUGAAGCAGAUGACCUAUCCCCAAUGUACAUGGUCGACUCUCCUGUCUUAUUUGAUGUCCCUUUUUUCGUCCGCACCAACAUCGUGUACUAUCGGGAAGGAGUCCCUCAAUUCUACCCAAUGGGAGAAGUCCCUGGUGGGAGGGCACAACAAGGCCAAGAGGGGCAAGUUGGGCAGAACGAACAAGCACAAGGACAGAGGCAAGCCAAUCUGGAGAGGGUAGUAGCUGAGUUAGCAGAGGAGAACAGGCAAUCGCGGGCAGAAAUGGCAAGACGGACAAACUUGAUGGAAAGUGUGCUCAAGGAGCUAGCAAGAGGAAGGGAGAGUAUCGAAGCUAGACCGAGUGGCCAUGGAGGCCAGGAUAGUGAACCCACUGAACCAGAGAAGGCGGAAAGUGAUGGACCGGAGGAGUCAGAAGGAAACCAAACAGAACCUGCUGAGGAGGAACCCGAGGAAUCACCUGCACAGAGCCCUGCCCCAAGAAGGAGCAGGAGGAACGUUCGACAAGGCACCCCGCCAAGCAGUUAGUUUACUUUUUAAAUUUCCAGUUAGUUUUUUCUUUCUUUCUUUUGUUUUUGCUUUAUUUUUGUGUUUGUCGUAGGUAGACUUAUAUAUGUGUAGUUUAUGUGUGCAGACCUUGUUCACAACAUUUAGCAUUUUGAAGA
This is a messenger RNA of Salvia hispanica, 2392 nucleotides long. Lineage: Eukaryota; Viridiplantae; Streptophyta; Magnoliopsida; Lamiales; Lamiaceae. The record is from RefSeq and is a predicted model, not a curated record.